Rhopilema esculentum is the source of this 4384-nucleotide messenger RNA. RefSeq names its product E3 ubiquitin-protein ligase TRIM71. Gene Ontology annotation, molecular function: zinc ion binding. The record is from RefSeq and is a predicted model, not a curated record. Lineage: Eukaryota; Metazoa; Cnidaria; Scyphozoa; Rhizostomeae; Rhizostomatidae.
CCAAUUUUUAGAUUAGUUUGUUAUAUUAUUGGUUCCACGCAUAAACAUUUUGGGUGCCUAAAUAGAACUGAUGAUCUUUAACCUAAAGAAACUGAUUAUGAUUUAAAAAUACACUUUCCAUCAUCUAAUGUGUGUUUAUUCUUCCUCGAUAAUGAAAAAGGCACGAAAAAAUCACCUUUAAGCCCUUAGCUAAUCCAUUUUCUAUCCCGUGACUCCAGCAGCUGCCAUUAGGAAUUGUCAUCAAUUUUUUGAGCACCCCCUGAAAAAAAUGCAAGUCUACGCCUAUGUUUUAGCCUGUGGACAUUUAUUGAAGACAUGUUCUCCUCUUCGACAGCAACCAUGGUGCCGCCUCGGCCAGUGUAUUUAUACCCUGGGCUUUUUCCGAUGUAUAAAACAAAAAGGUUGGAAGGUCUGAUGAUAAUAUGUAAAUAGAAGAUGUUGUGAAUCGACACAAAGGCUGGCUCGCAAUAUUUUGGCCAUAUUUGAGCCAUAUUUUGAAGAAAAGCUUAUAGGUAUUGUCCUGGAUUUUCCACGAGUCUAAAGCGAUGUUGUAAGUGUUUGGAUGCAUCUUCCGACCAUCCCUAGAACGUCUUCUUUGCAGUCAACGAUGGCGGCCGCCUUCACUAAACUCCUGAAAGAUCUUACAGCCCUCUCCCUACCCCCAACCUCCCUCAAUAGUGACGUUCCUGAUUAUCAUUUUUGUGCUGUUUGAUGAUACAGCCGCUACAACGAUACUCAAAAAUACCGUUAGUUUUAAAAGGUUUUACAAAGAAUAACAUCCUCUAUUUGAAAAUUCUCUAUCAUGUCCUGUCAGUAAUUGACUACCCCCUCUUCUCUCAUUGGAAGGUCUUACAGUACCCCAUAGAUAGAUACUUUUCUGCAUAUUUCCAAUACUUUGAAAACAAAUUGGAAGAUAUGUGGGCGCCAUUUUGACCCUUUGCCCCCCCCUUGCGAUCUCAUCCCCAGCACGCCACUGCACGGGAUCUCGUUAAAUCCUCGGCCCAAAAAGCCAGUGACCGAACUAUUUAUUGCCACACGUAUUUAGGAUAGCUUACCUUAAGAAAUUUAUCAAAGUCCUUGAAGGAUUUUGUUUUCCUGUUUUCAAUUAUAAAUUUCAAUCAAGGCAGUUCAUUUUAAAUUUUAGCAACCUUAAUGUGAAAGGGAUGGUGAGCAUAUUCAGUCUUUAUCCUGGGGAGUUAAGGCCGAUUUCCACUAGGCGAAUUCUUUCGCGCGAAUCGAAUAAAUUUUGGUAGCGAUAGAGUAGGACCGUGAUCUACUUUCUGCGAAUCGAAUUUUUUCGCUGCGAAAUCUGAGAACAUGACACCACGCAUGCUCACAUUGGCAAAAAUUCGAUUCGCGCGAAAGAAUUCGCCUAGUAGAAAUCAGCCUUUAGUAAACAUUGACUAUUUCUUGUCUUUUUUCAUGGCCUUGUAUUUCAAAACGCUCUUGAAAAAUAUCCACGUUUCUCUGUCUAUACAUUUGUGGACGAGUUUACAUGCACGGAUGUUAUUUGCAUUUGUAACGGAUAGAAUAUAUAAUACAGUGAACUAAUUUCCUUGUAUCAUUUACAUUGAACGCUGAUAAAACGAUGCAAGUCUUUCAGACUUGGUGGUGAUAAACUUAGACUGUAAAAUUCCGCAGUAAGUGAAUGUGGGUAAAAUCCUUGAGCGAUGUAUGAUCUUUGCAGAUAAAACGUCAAGAUACUCCCUGAGUUUUGCCUAUAGACUUGGUCUGCCUGAUGCUGCACGUUUAUAACAUAUCUUGAAGUGUGAAUUAAAGCUUAAUGAGCUAUCUUUUCGGAUGCCAAUAUAUUUGUAGUGUGUGGUAUUCGAUAUGUUGAAGCCCCAGUACGUAACGUUGCAUGCCUCUCUUUGUUUAGCUAUCCCCUGCGAUGUUCUGAAAAGGAGUGAUUCGGUUUUUCCUGUUUUCAGAUUGAUUAUGAGAGCAGUUUUGCUAUGGCAUUCAUAUCAUUGGAAAGCUUAGACUUAAUAAUCUUGAUAUCUUUAGCGGCUACAUAGAUCACAGUGUCAUCAGCAUGCAUAAUUUUUUUAUUGCUCAUUACAUCUGUGAUAUCGUUGAGAAAUAAAAUGAAUAAUAAGGGACCCAGUAUCGAGCCUUGUGGUACUCCUGUUAAAUCAUGUGCGUUGGAUUGAAAGGUAAUCUGUAAUCCAAUUCAGCUUAUUUUCGUGAAAUCCGUGUUGAGGUAGUUUGAGUGACUUAUUAUAUCUAAUGCUUUACCCGGGUCUAUUCGAAUUUGCCAAAAUUGUAUUAUGUAAAUCUCUGACUUAUUAGAUAUAAUGAGUACUUGCUACCAUAGAAGCUUCAAAGCGCACCAAAACCAUGAAUUGCAAUGAUUGAAAUACAGAAAAUAUAAGAUGCAGACAGUCUUUAUAUGUUGCACAUUACACUUUCUUCAUAUUUUCAUUAAUCACUCAAUCAUAGCCACAAAUAUGUAGAGAGUUGAUUUACUAAUGACGGGUCUUGCAAUUCAGAAUCAAUUUCUAAUGAAAAGACGCAAUACGCAAAUGUAAUUUCGUUUCAUUGUCAUAUGCAAUAUUCAUGACCCAAACCGGCUGAAUACACCCGUUUCCUCUUUGGCUGGAUUAAUGGAGACAUCAAACUGGGGAGCGGCCGAUCGCAUUUAAGAGAAACUUUGUUCUUGCGAGAGACUGCUGAGAGAAUGGAGGAGCAACAAAACAAAGUGCUUCUUCAAUGCGUGUACUGCAAGGAAAAGUCAAGAAACCUCAAGGUUUUGCCCUGUUUACACUUCUGUUGCAAUUGCUGUACCACUGCACUAUCUUCAUACUGCUCUGCUUAUAGAUGCCCAGUUUGCGAUGAAACCAUCUCUCGAUCUGAAUUUUCCUCCAUGCCAGAGAAUUUUCUUACCAGUGAGAAUUUUCUGCGGACAAUUUAUAGAGGUAGCAAUACAUGCAAAGUUUGUGGUGACGAGCUCACUACACCCGUAAAUCAUAUGCAAUUAGCAGAAUUCUGUGAUCUGUGCAUCAAGUUGCAUUCAAAGAUAAUGACGCCGGGGAGUGAGAGAGAGCACGCAGCAAAUGAAUCGAAGUCGCAUGGAGCAAAAUCGGAAAUGCUUUGUAAGAAUCAUUGCAAGGAAGCUCUUAGGUACUUGUGUAUUACAUGCGAGGAGCCCAUUUGCAGCGAGUGUCUGAUCUUAAAACACAGGCGACAUCAACUAAGCAAGAUUGAGGAACAUGGGGACGUUUAUCGUACACAGCUUGCCAUGUUAGAGAUGAAAAUCAAAGAGAAAAAGCGCCCAGUCAACAAAAGCCUCGUGGAAAUCAACGGUUUGAAAGAAAAUUUAGUACUUAACAGUUUAAAUGCAAAAGCGAGUGUCAGGAGAUACGCCCAAUCAUGUAAAGAAAGACUUGACCUAAUCGAGAAAGGAAUGUUGCACGAAAUUGAAACUGAAGCCAGUAGAAAGGGUUUGGUACUUGGAGAACAGAGCAAAACGCUACAGCAGACUGUCGACAAAUUGGAAACUGCUCUUGCUUUUACGAACAGUGUGCUACAGCAUGCGAGCGAUACUGAAGUUGCUGUUGUCCGGAAACACGUCAUGAAACGAUUACACGACUUGCAAGAAAUCAAUGUUGCCACAACUCCACAAAGCAAUGGUCUCAUGCGUUCGGAAGCAGAUUUACGGAGGAAGUUUGAGAAUAUGGUAGUUGAAGAUUUCAAUCACAUUUAAUUUGAUAGCUGUAAAGGUGUAUCAAGAACUAAAGAAUUUUAAUGAAAAACUAGUUGGUAACGAAAAUACACAACAUGUUUUAAGAUUAAACAGCCCUAAACGUACAGGUUUAGAGAGCAUGCACAAGAAAUCAUGGCCACAGCGAAUCACAUGAAUUUGAUCUUGUGUAGACAAAAGUACUCGGAUGAAGUACUCGGAGAGAUAUAGGGAAACUUAAUAUCGAAAACUCAUUUUUUCUUGGUUUUUCAAAUUGGAUUCAUUUGCAUUGGGUUGCUACUCAUCGUUUCGUGGGUUCCUACCUAUCAUUCGUUCGCUACUAUGUGUUUCAAGUCACGUGGACAGUCAGGGAGCAUCUAUUGGACAGCUCAUUUUGAGCGGCAUCAUUCGUUCCCUACUAUGUGUUUCCGGUCACGUGGACAGUCAGAGAGCAUCUAUUGGACAGCUCGUUGUGAGCGGCAUCAUUCGAUCGCUACUAUGUGUUUCCGGUCACGUGGACAGUCAGAGAACAUCUAUUGGACAGCUCACUUUGAGCGGCAUCUGCAUAAAGCUUGUCAAUAAUUUUCUCUGUCACUUUAAACUUAAAUUAAUUUUGGAAAAAUUAGGGUCUAAAUAUAAAAACCAUGCAAAAAUUGUCUAACAAAAUAUAAUUUCAACUAUUUGUUGGCAAUGAAUUAAACU